Messenger RNA from Pyrus x bretschneideri (Chinese white pear), 751 nucleotides. Its product is annotated as style cell-cycle inhibitor 1-A. The record is from RefSeq and is a predicted model, not a curated record. Lineage: Eukaryota; Viridiplantae; Streptophyta; Magnoliopsida; Rosales; Rosaceae.
UAUAUAUACAAAUUCCCUGGGUCGGUCGAUGAUCUUGGUCUCGGGCUUUCCCUGGUUCCUCUCACCUUUUGUAAUUCUCUGCAAUUCAAAUGGGAAGCGACCGGAAAUCCGAGGAGAAGAAGAAGAGUAGGAAAAGGAGCACCUCUUCAUCGUCCGAAGAUGAGGGAAAAGGCAAGAGGCAGAGAACAGUAGAGGAUGAGGACAGGAAGAGCAGAAGGAGUGACAAGAAGGACAAGAAAAGGUCGCAUAAGAACUCAAAACACCGUUCCGCUAAAGAAAAGAAGACAAAGGAUAAGCACAAAAGUAAACAUCACAAAGGCGAUCACCUCUCGAAAAUUGACUUCCAGGAGCUGUCCACCGAUGACUAUUUCUUAAAGAACAAUGAGUUCUCUAUGUGGCAAGAAGAGAAAGAUGUGUUCUUCUCCGAUCUUUCAUCAGAGUCCGCACGCCAACUAUUUGCAGACUUUGUGAAAGUUUGGAACAAACAAAAACUUGAAUCCAAGUACUACGAGGGGAUCGCAAGCGGGCCCCGGUGUGCCCAUGCGUGGAAAAUUAAAGGGUGAAAUGCAAGAGCAGUAGAUGAUCCGGCUUUACCUGUUUUGUGCUGGUUUUCGGUUAGGUUUUCCGUCUACAGAGGGAUGGUUUUGGUGUGACUAAACAUCACAAAUAUAUAGCUUAAUUUCGUAUGUGAUUUCUUAUUUGUAGCAUGGUAAAAGAAAGGGUGUAUCAAGAUGAAGUAGUUGACACGGCA